Molecule: messenger RNA, 4366 nt
Organism: Hypanus sabinus (Atlantic stingray)
Lineage: Eukaryota; Metazoa; Chordata; Chondrichthyes; Myliobatiformes; Dasyatidae
Gene: kbtbd13a
Product: kelch repeat and BTB domain containing 13a
Exons: 1
Coding region: 1017-2381 (454 amino acids)
Molecular function (GO): protein binding
Source: RefSeq, a predicted model, not a curated record
GAGAGAGAGAGAGAGAUUGUGUGUGUGUGUCUGUCUCUGUCUAGGUACUGGAAUCCAAAACUAAUACUUGAAAAAAGCAGUUUCUUGGCGGCAUACGUUACCAUCCUCAGGGGCUCGGCUGCCAAGUUUCAGAUAUCUCCUCUGUUCAAAAGACCAGCACUGUCAUUUUAGCAUACGCAACAUACCCUAGAUUUCCUUACAGUGGUUAUAAAUGUACACAAAAUGUGACAGUCACUGCCAGUGAUAUAACCAUUGAAAUAUUGCCAUAGAGUUAAGCAGCAUGAAUACAGGCUGUCUGGCCCAACUCAUCCAUACCAAUCAAAGUGUCUAUCUGAAUUAGUUCUGUUUAGUUGUUUUCAGCCCAUAUCCCUCUAAACCAGGGGUUCCCAACCUUAUUUGUGUCAUGGAUCAAUACCAUUCACCGAGGGGUCUGGGAGCCCCUGCUCGACAUCUUUUAAACAUUGUAAUUGUACCAACAUCUUCUCCUUCCUCUGGCAGCUAAUUCUGUACCCAGCACUUUCUGACUGAAGCAUUUUCCUCUCAAGUCCCCUCCAAGUAUUUUCCCUCUCAGCUUAAAUCUAUGCCCUUUGGCCUUAGAGGCCCUUACACUGAGGUAAACACGGUGAACAUUAACCCCGUCUUUGCCCCUCAUGAGUUUAUAUAUCUCUGUACGUGGAAUUCAGAUCCAAUAGAGAAUUGACUCUAAGCUCUAAAGGGGGCUGGCAGAGAUGCAGGUUGUAACCUUGUCCACUGUUCUCGGGUUUCACCUAAAAAUAUCUGCAGCCAAGGACAGCUCUUCACAGCUGAGAUAUUAAUAGUCUAACCCCGGAGACUGUGAGCGCAGUUAGGCCUUGUAAAGAAACAACGAAUAACUGGAAGUUACUGAGGCUUGUGUUUGGUUCUGUUGCUGGUGGAAGCGUGUUCGUGCGGAUAAGGCUCCUAACUGCUACUCUAAAUGUCGCUGCUAACUCCCUGAUUGUUGGUCGGAGACCUGAGCUGCUCAGCUCGACCGCACCAUGCUGCCGGCAGCGGGUUCCGUGCGAGUGAGAGUGGAGGCCGAGAUCUUCACCGUGGAGAAGCGCACACUGAUCAAGGGCAGCGAAUACUUCAGGGCUCUCUUUGAGUCUGGCAUGCGGGAGUGCUCGAUGGAGGAGAUCCACCUGCAGCAGCUGCCGGCCAGAGGGUUCGCUUUAACGGUGAGAGUUCUGCAAGGGGACCACCCCAUUCUGAACAGCGAGGAGAUCACUGAUGCCAUUGAGUGUGCAGGCUUCCUGCAAGUGAAGCCUCUGACUGAACAUCUUAUCAACAUCAUCAACUCCAAGAACUGCUUGGUGAUGCUCCAGACAGCAGCAGUGUAUGGGCUCUUUGAACUCUUCCAUGCAUCUGCUCUGUUUAUUAGAGAUAUUUAUUCUAACAUAAGGGAGGACUUGAGCUUUCUACCUGAGGAUCAGUUGGACUACAUUGAAUCCCUGUCUCCCAGUACACUCGUGGCUGUGGCCACUCAUUCGCCCUCUUCUCAAUAUCUUGAUGAUCAUUCCAGAAUGAUCUGCUACUUGGACGAAGCAGAGAAUACUUGGAGAACUUUGACCUCAUUACCCGACAAAGCUAGCACAUCUCUCGCAGGUAUUGCUGUGGUGGACAAUAAUAUCUACAUAGUUGGAGGUGUUGAUGGACUGAGCAAGCAGGUCGUAAAGCUUAACUUUUGCUACAAUACUGAAAGGAACAGCUGGAGUGAAUUUCCCAGUAUGCAACACCUACGUCACAGCCUAACAUUGACAGGGCAAGAUGGCUGCCUCUUUGCCAUUGGAGGAAUCUACAAGAAUACAGUGCUCACAGCUGUGGAGAAGUACCAUGUGGCAUCCAAGACAUGGUCCUUCGCUGCACAUCUUCCCAGACCUGGAGAGGGGAUAGCCUGCACACGAGCAAUGAGCCGGAUUUUUGUGUGCCUUUGGCUUCCAAUGGACACCACCGACAUCUAUGAAUACAAGACCCAUAGGGAUGAAUGGUUUCUUGUAACCACACUCAAACGCCAGCAAAGUUACGGUCACUGCAUGGUGGCCCAUUUGGACAAUCUGUACGUCAUGAGAAACGGACCAGCAGAUGAUUUCUUGAGGUGUUUCAUCGACUGCUUCAACCUCACCAGGCAACAAUGGAUGAGCAUGUGUGGCUAUUAUGUCAACAGUAAAGGAGCACUUUUCACGGCAACCAUCAGAGGUGAUAACGUUUUUACAGUAAACAGAAUGCUGACCCUAGUCUAUGACAUACAAAAGGACAAGUGGAAACCAGCAAGGGAGGGAGCUGGAUUUCCCCAAAGUGGCUCCAUGCACGCCUUCUUACUUCGGCUGCCAAAGAGGGGGCUUACUGCCCUGCACCAGAACUGACCAAGCUUGCAAUGUUUCUGGGUUUGAUUCUAUACACAAUAAGGUAGGCAAGGGAAAAAUACAUCUUGAAUAGCUAACUCAGUCAUUAAUAGAAAAUACCUUCGCUCUCCACAGGUCCAUCGGGCAGGAGAUACAGGAGCUUUAGGUCACAUGCCACCAGGUUUCAGAACAGUUAUUAGCUUACAACCAUCAGGCUCCCGAACUAGUGUGGAUAACUUCACUCGUCUCAACUCUGAACUGAUUCCACAACCUACAGACCCAGUUUCAAUGACUCUUUACAAAGCAAGUUUCAGUAUUUGUAAUUUGCACAAUUUGUCUUCUUUUGCACAUUGGUUAUUUUUCAGUCUUUGUUUAUGUGUAGUUUUUUAUAAAUUCUAUUGUAUUUCUUUAUUUUCCAAGCAAAUUAAUCUCAGGGUAGUAUAUGGUAGCAAAUUUAUGAUAAUAAAUUUACUUUGACUUUGAAUUAUUUAAGUAAUGACACAAUUAUCUUUUCUUUUCUGACCACAUCAGUGACAUCAAAACUUAUUGGGUCAACAUGCAAGUUCAUUUUGUAUAUUUUCUGAAUGCUAGCUUUACAGUUUCCUUGACUUAUAAUCAAUCCUCAUGAUCUCCCCAGGAAUGGGAAUCCUGAGUAAUUAUUGAAGAAGCUUUGCCAAUGGAUAUCGAUGUUAAACUUCACCAAGGAUUAGCAGAAACAUAUUUCUUAUUGUCUUCUUCCGGCAUUUGUUCAUUGGAUAAGUUUGCUGCAUCAAAGACCUAAAUAUAUUAUUAGAAAAGUAAAUAAGUGAGUUUGAUGAUGCUCCUGAUUUGGGACAGGAAAUUUAGAGUAAUCUGCCACUUCUACUUUCUUUCUUCACCAAUAGCAAUAGGUGAAGGUAGCCCCAGAACUCCGUGCAAUUAAACUCUGUAUGCUGAAACAACCCAGUCUAUUAAACACUAUUAGCUUUGCACUAGGACAACAUAUGACACAUUAUGAAGGCAGACGAUGGGAGCAAGUUUCUAAAUUGACAACUUUGACAGGACGGUGAAUGAGGGGAUGGCUGGCAAGCGAAAUUUAGUACUUAACAAUGCAAGAUGCUGCAGUUUGGUUUGUACAAGGAGAGGAAGGCAAAUCAACUAGGGAAGAACAAAAACAGAGCUGUAAGCAUAAGAGAUUCUGCAGAUGCUGGAAAUCCAGAGCAAGACAGAAAAUGUGAGACAAACUCAGCAGGUCAGGCAGCAUCUAUGCAGGGGAAGACCCUUCUCAGGCCAAGAUCCUUCAUCAGGACUGACCCAAAACAUCAACUGUUUAUUCCCCUCUAUGCUGCCUGACCUGCUAAGUUCCUGAAGCAUUUUGUGUGGUGUCAUAUGUGUUCUGUUUGUUUAAUGUAGCAGGCUGGGAAAGUGUUUGAGAUUUUUAUAAUACUGGGAUUUCAUGAAUAUAGGAGCAAAGACCUUUAUAAGACAUUACAAUCCAGUAUCCAGUUCUGGUGUUCCAACAAAGGGAAGAUAUAAAAUCUUCAGAGAGGGUGCAGAGGGGAUUCACUAAAAUGAAUCCAGGGUUGAGAGACGAGCGGUGGGGGAUGAGUUAGAAAAGUUGGAGUUUUCUCCUUGAGACAGUUAAAGCUGCAAACAAUCUGAUAGAGCGAGAGAUGUCUAAAAUGAAAAAGACAGAGAGAAGAACUGUUUUCCUUGUGGAAGGGACACAAGCCAGGUGAAAGAAAAUAAUGCAGAUUGGCAAAAUAAUCAAGGGGGACAUGAAGGUUCAGGGGUGCUUUUUGAUAUUUGGAAAUGCUGAGGUAGUAGGGGAGAAAGGGUCAGUUGUUUUCAGAAAGGAACUACAUAAUAGUCUAGACCAAUUGGAUGAGAACGAUGUAAUAAAAGAAACUAAAAUAUGCUGAGCCAAUAAAUAUUGCUAUCAUUGAUGUGGUUAGAAAGGAACAGACCGAUUUUUCCUUUAGAUAAUAUUCAAUAGAAGAAUAAAAUAAAAUGCAGUUUUUUUCUUU